AUGGAGGCCAUGGAGGACCUGUCGGAGCUCGCCGAGUCGAUGCGCCAGGCGGCGUCGCUCCUCGCCGACGACGACCCCUCCGACGACGCCGCGCCGCGCCGCCCCACCACCUUCCUCAACGCCGUCGCCCUCGGCAACGUCGGCGCUGGCAAGUCGGCCGUGCUGAACAGCCUCAUCGGCCACCCGGUCCUGCCGACGGGGGAGAACGGGGCGACGCGGGCGCCUAUAGUGGUUGACCUUCAGAGGGAGCCGGGGCUCAGCAGCAAGGCCAUCAUGCUGCAGAUCGACAGCAAGUCGCAGCAGGUCUCCGCGAGUGCCCUCCGGCAUUCACUGCAGGACAGACUCAGUAAGGGGGCGUCUGGUGGAUCAGGGAGGGGCCGUGCUGAUGAAAUUUACCUCAAGCUGCGGACGAGUACAGCUCCCUCAUUAAAGCUGAUUGAUUUACCUGGGAUAGACCAGCGAGCUGUUGAUGAUUCCAUGAUCAAUGAGUAUGCUGGGCACAAUGAUGCAAUACUGCUCGUUGUCAUACCUGCAAUGCAAGCUGCUGAUGUCGCAUCGUCUCGAGCUCUGAGGUUGGCCAAGGAUAUCGAUUCAGAUGGGACAAGAACUGUUGGUGUUAUAAGCAAAGUUGAUCAAGCAAAUGGAGAUGCAAAAACUAUAGCUUGUGUUCAGGCCCUAUUGUCGAACAAGGGUCCAAAAAACCUUCCUGACAUCGAGUGGGUUGCUCUAAUUGGACAAUCUGUUGCGAUUGCGUCAGCACAAUCAGUUGGGUCUGAAAACUCGCUAGAAACAGCUUGGCGAGCUGAAGCUGAAAGCCUGAAAAACAUCUUAACUGGAGUUUCUCAGAAUAAGCUUGGUAGAACUGCUUUGGUUGAUACAAUUGCUAAGCAAAUCCGUAAAAGAAUGAAAGUGCGGGUUCCUAACCUAUUGAGUGGCCUUCAGGGUAAGUCUCAAAUGGUGCAAGAUGAACUGGCAAGGCUGGGAGAAUCUAUGGUUCAAAGUCCCGAAGGAACCCGGGCAGUUGCUUUGGAGCUGUGCCGAGAAUUUGAGGACAAGUUUCUUGCUCACGUAACAUCUGGUGAGGGAUCUGGUUGGAAAAUUGUUGCAAGUUUUGAAGGCAAGUUUCCAGACAGAAUUAAACAGCUACCAUUGGACCGACAUUUCGAUCUGAACAAUGUCAAAAGGAUUGUCUUGGAAGCCGAUGGUUAUCAACCAUAUUUGAUAUCUCCAGAGAAAGGGUUGAGAUCCUUAAUAAAAAUAGUACUGGAAAUGGCAAAGGAACCAUCACGACUAUGUGUUGAAGAGGUUCAUCGUGUAUUGUUAGACAUAGUCAAUGCUUCCGCAAAUGCCACACCAGGACUUGGAAGGUAUCCUCCAUUCAAGCGUGAGGUUGUUGCAAUAGCAUCAAAUGCAUUGGAGACCUUCAAAAAUGAUGCAAAAAAGAUGGUCGUCGCGCUUGUUGAUAUGGAACGUGCAUUUGUUCCUCCCCAACAUUUCAUCCGCUUAGUGCAAAGAAGAAUGGAAAGGCAGCGUCGGGAGGAUGAGUUAAGAAAUCGAUCUUCUAAGAAAACACAGGAAGCUGAACAGUCAACAUCUAAGAGGGCCUCCAGUCCCCAAACAGAUGCUGAGCAAGGUGGUGGCAGCUUAAAAUCAAUGAAAGACAAAUCUGGCCAGCAAGAUAAAGACGCAAAAGAGGGAUCAAAUUUGCAGGUUGCUGGUCCUGCUGGUGAAAUUACUGCAGGGUACCUCUUAAAGAAAAGCGCAAAAACUAAUGGGUGGAGCAAAAGAUGGUUUGUUCUUAAUGAGAAGAGUGGAAAGCUUGGGUACACAAAGAAACAAGAGGAGAGACAUUUUCGUGGUGUCAUCACUCUUGAGGAGUGCAACCUUGAGGAGGUAGAGGAGGAAGAACCUUCUAAAAGUUCAAAAGACUCAAAAAAGGCAAAUGGAUCAGAAAAAACACCAAGUCUUGUAUUUAAGAUUACUAACAGGGUUGCAUACAAAACAGUCCUAAAAGCUCAUAGUGCUGUUGUGUUAAAGGCUGAGAGCAUGGCUGACAAGGUUGAGUGGGUAAAUAAGAUCAAAGCUGUUAUUCAGAGCAAAGGGGGUUCUUUCAAGGGUCCAAGUACUGAGGGUGGUUCUAUGAGGCAAAGCAAUUCGGAUGGCGCUUUAGAUACUAUGUCACGGAGACCUGCUGAUCCUGAAGAAGAACUUAGAUGGAUGUCUCAAGAAGUUCGUGGUUAUGUUGAGGCUGUUUUGAAUAGUCUGGCAGCAAAUGUUCCGAAGGCUAUUGUGCUUUGCCAAGUGGAGAAAGCAAAGGAAGACAUGCUUAACCAGCUAUACAGCUCGAUAAGUGGGCAAAGCAAUGCUAAGAUUGAAGAGCUUCUUCAAGAGGACCAUAAUGCUAAGCGCAGAAGGGAGAAGUACCAAAAACAAUCAUCACUCCUGUCAAAACUUACUCGUCAACUCAGUAUCCAUGACAACAGGGCAUCUGUUUCCUCUUAUUCUAAUGACACCCUGAAGCUGCCAACAUUAAGAAGUCAGCUUAUAUAUGCAAUGGUCAUGCAAGGAGCCAAGGAGGCUCAUGUCCCAAAGCCUUAUUUAGCUAAUGAACCUUAUGAGAGCCCUCGAACACCGAGCCGCUCGGGUGAGGACUGGAGGUCUGCCUUUGAUUCCGCAUCAAAUGGGCCUGUUGCUGCAAGCAAAAACAGUGAAUCAAGGUCGAGAAGUGCUGAUGGUCGCAGUCGGCGCUACGAGAACGGGGAUGUGAGCUCAGGUGCCAACUCUGGCAGCCGGCGCACACCGAACCGGUUGCCACCAGCGCCGCCAAAAUACUAA
This is a messenger RNA of Miscanthus lutarioriparius, 2835 nucleotides long. NCBI's taxonomy places the organism in Eukaryota, Viridiplantae, Streptophyta, Magnoliopsida, Poales, Poaceae. The record is from the annotation of a GenBank genome assembly.